AUGAGUACACUCAAUGAGUACACUCAAUGGUUUAUUGCUCUUUCGGUGCUUUGCCCAUCUUCUAGAGGCUUUGACGCAACUGUCGAUGCUCAUGCAAGAAUUGCUCGAGAAUUUUCUUCUUUUCAGCUCAAUUACUUGUUUGUAUAUUUCCUUAUAACAGCUGGAGACUGGUUACAGGGACCAUAUUUAUACGCUUUAUACAAAUCGUAUGAAUUUUCUCUAACACAGAUUGCAACGCUCUACGUCACUGGAUUCGUAUCAAGUGGACUUAUAGGAACGUUCAUUGGAUCGGCUGCUGACAAGUAG
Paraglomus occultum is the source of this 306-nucleotide messenger RNA. The record is from the annotation of a GenBank genome assembly. Lineage: Eukaryota; Fungi; Glomeromycota; Glomeromycetes; Paraglomerales; Paraglomeraceae.